Vanessa tameamea is the source of this 2843-nucleotide messenger RNA. RefSeq names its product ras-specific guanine nucleotide-releasing factor RalGPS1 (gene RalGPS). Gene Ontology annotation, cellular component: plasma membrane. Lineage: Eukaryota; Metazoa; Arthropoda; Insecta; Lepidoptera; Nymphalidae. The transcript is spliced from 12 exons. The record is from RefSeq and is a predicted model, not a curated record. The coding region runs from base 358 to 2160 and encodes 600 amino acids. Gene Ontology annotation, molecular function: guanyl-nucleotide exchange factor activity. Gene Ontology annotation, biological process: positive regulation of GTPase activity; Ras protein signal transduction.
CCGUUUGUGGAUAUAAGUUUUGUUCCUUAUUCGUUUUAAAACUGUUUAUUAAACUUACAGUAAUAGGUACCUAUAAAUAGUUGACAAUUAGUAUGCUGUGAAUGUGAUAAAUUUUGUAGUGAUAAUCAUGUCGCUGUCAUUAUAGGAGUGUUUUUACAAAUGUUCUCUCAUUCAUUAUCACUUCGUUUACUUUUGACUAUCUGCUAUCGUAAACAGGAUAUUUAGCCCUUCAAUGUAUCAAUUGAGUUAUAUAUCAGUGUAUAUUAUGUGAUCUUUGUAAUGUGCAACAAUUAUUCAAUUAAAUAUUAAUAAGUUUAAAAUAUUUUGCGUUAUGUGCUAUAAUUCUUAUUGCCAGAAAUGCCACGGGAUAUUUUGAGCGAUAGUCUGGCUGUUCUUAGGAUUGUAGAGCAUGAAGAUGAAGAAAAUUGGCCACUGGAAGAUAAAACAUUAUGCAAGCAGAAUAGUAAGAAAGUCUCAAAUGCCCCCAUAAACUCUCACAAUGAAGAAACAUACACUAAAGAUGACUGUGCUUGUUACUAUAACUAUGCACUAGGUGAUAAUGCUGCUAACCGUCAGCAUGAUCCAAUAUAUCAAUAUAAGACGAGUAGUCUUCCAGCAGCCUCUUCUAUCAAUCAGUCCUGGGAUGAAAUAGUGUGCUCAGCGUUACGGAUAGCCCCUGAAGAUAUUGCUAAUCAAUUAUCACUUCUCGACUUGCCAUGUUUUAAAUCAAUUCAGCCAGAGGAACUUACCACAUGUGGCUGGACGAAACUUAACAAAUUGACUGUGGCUCCAAAUGUUGUCGCUUUCACUAAAAGAUUUAACAGGGUGAGUUUUUGGACUGUACAAGAAAUACUCAAUGGUCAAUCACCAAAGGCUCGAGCAGAGACGCUGGCUCACUUUAUAAAGGUGGCAAAGAAAUUAUACGACUUGAAUAAUCUCCAUUCACUAUUUGCAGUAAUUUCAGCUUUGCAUAGUGCUAGUAUAUACAGAUUGACAAAAACAUGGUCCUGCUUGUCCAAAAAGGAUAAGCAACAAUUUGACAAGCUCGCAGAGUUAUUUGGUGAGAAGGAUAACUGGACAGCUCUCCGAGAGUACAUGCGGUCUAUUGCUCUACCAUGCAUACCUUACCUUGGUAUAUUUCUCACCGACUUAGUUUAUAUAGACAUGGCACAUCCCGUGGGAUCCGGUUCUCCUCAUCGCGUCGCCAAAAUGACAGUUGUUUUGAAAGCACUGGAACGUUAUCAGACUUCCGAAUAUGACAUACAACCACUUCCUCACGUCGCUAAUUAUCUAAACAGCGUGCGUUACAUCGAAGAGCUGCAGAAAUUUUUGGAAGACGAUCAAUAUAAAUUGUCACUUAAAUUGGAGCCCCCGUCCCCGAUCGGUAGCUGCGUCGGCUCUAAGGAGUCGGUUAAGGAAGUCCAAGUCCAAGGUUCUUCGACGCCCUUCACCUUGUCGCCAUCGCAUCGCCUCGGUUCAGGUUCACUGAGAAUCCAAGGCUCGUACAGCCAAACUAAAUUCAUACCAACUCAUAGGAAAUGUCGUUCGCUCGGUUCUAAGUUUCGAAGCGCGAGCUUACCAAGAAAUUUUCACAAGGUCAAUUUCGGUGUGGGUAUAUUUGGCAAGAGUCACAGUGAAGACAAGGAUGAGAAAACGCCGGCCGGUUCAGUGAAUCUUUUGGACGACACGCUCUUGGAAUCUCCCAGUUCCGUCUCUGGUGCUAAGAUGUCACAAUCAUUACCAUACAGUGAUGUGCUGUCAAUAAUAAAUCCGACGGAGUGUGAUUUUCAAAGCUACGUUAGAAGAAAAACGAUAAUCAAAGAUGGCAGGAAGAUAUCGUUGUCUUCGUGGCAGCGCUACUGGCUACAAUUGUCCAGCAACAUUCUGGUCUUUUAUGGCUCUAAAACUUUUAAAGGGACAGCCAGAAGCGACUUCAGUAAGGAACGUUGCAAGGUGCUACCGCUGCACGACGGCUGGCGCGCCGUGUGGCUGGAGGGGGAGGCUUCAGACGCUUUCCAGUUGAUCGACCACCACGUCGGUACCAUCUAUAAGUUUAAGACGGGAUGUGAAUCAACAGCAAAGCAAUGGGUUGAAAAAAUUAAUGACGUCACGUACAAAAUGGUGAAACCACUUCCAGCUAAUCUCAUGUCGUUCGAAUAAUCAUCGAGUCUUAUCUGUCCAUGUAAAUGCUCAUUUUCAUUGGUCGAAUCAUAAAAAUAUAUUUUUAAAGAAAUCUAUAAAUCUCACUGUGACGUUUAUAAAAUAAUUAAGUUCGUCAUCUGUGGGUUUUAUGUCAUGCUUUAUCUAAAUCGUCCAAUCAAUUGCACCACGAAUACGUCACCCGUCGACCAAUAAAAAUGGACCUAAACAAUCAAUUGAUUCGUUUAAAUGACACAUGGACUUAAAAAGAGUAGAAAGCAAUUCAAUCACGUUAUAUGGGUUUACUAAAAACCAAUAGUUUAGUUGAUAUCUGACGAAGUUUUUGUUGUAUUAACGUUAUAACGGUGCAGCUAAUACAUAUAAUUGAUUUACUUUUAAUGUACGAUAUCACAUAUUGUCUAAACUUGUAUUUUAUAUCACAGGAGUUUACGAAAGCGGUCAUUGUAUAAAAUUCUCAUUUUGUGUUUAUAAAUAAGUACCUGGUAGGUCUUUUGUACUUUUGAAAAAAACUUAAUGAUGAUAAAUUGCUCAGUUCCAUACAUCAUCGUAUAUAUUGUCGAAACAACUAAACUAUCGUUCUAUAUUAAACCGAUGUCCUGUUAAGCUAAGUGUUGUCGUGAGUUUGUGGUGUUCAAAUUAUGUUUUUGCUAAUGUCAAUAUGGCUAUGAUUAUGUUUACAAAAA